This is a messenger RNA of Poeciliopsis prolifica (blackstripe livebearer), 1500 nucleotides long. Its product is annotated as perilipin-2-like. Gene Ontology annotation, cellular component: lipid droplet; cytosol. NCBI's taxonomy places the organism in Eukaryota, Metazoa, Chordata, Actinopteri, Cyprinodontiformes, Poeciliidae. Gene Ontology annotation, biological process: lipid storage; positive regulation of triglyceride storage. The transcript is spliced from 6 exons. Bases 368 to 1381 code for a protein of 337 amino acids. The record is from RefSeq and is a predicted model, not a curated record.
AAUCAAGGUGUUAAGUUAUUUGAAGCUGAAUCUAAUGGGGAAAGUUCCAACAAAGGUUCAAAUCUCGUCCAUUAGCAGUAAUGUCAUCUUGUCAUCUCAUAUCCUCGGGAUAUCAGAGAUUUGACCAAAGAUUAUAUAGGAGCUUCGAUGGAUUAAUAUCUCGCGAGAUCACGGGUAUACCUCGCAACAGGUGAGCACUAAUUGAUGACGCCAGCACGCUAUUUGAGUUCGGGCCUUGAUGUCAGCAGCAUUUCUGAACAAUGAGCUUCUUGUUUCUUUGAACAGUUCCCCAAGCAGGCAAAGUGUUCAUAGAACGAUUCGGUUUACGUGAUAAAUACAUUUUUUGGUGUUUGAAAAGUGCGAGGAAAUGCCGGUGAACAAUAACAACCAGAAAGUAGUACCGAACGCCGCUGCCCGGAUAGUCAAGCUGCCCGUGGUUCGCUCAGCCUGUGCCACCCUGUCGGUCCUGUACGGAGAUGCUAAAAGCAGCAGCUCCAGUCUGAAAUCCCUGUGCGAGGCGCUGGAGAGCGGCGUGACCGCCCUGAGCGCCGCGGCCUGUACCAGAGUCUCGCCGGUCAUUGUUAAGCUGGAGCCCCAGAUCUCCAUUGCAAACAAUCUUGCCUGCAAGGGCCUUGACUGGCUGGAGACUUCAUUCCCUGUUGUUUUGUCCCCACCGGAUGAGGUGGUUGCUGCUGCCAAGAGCAAGGUAAAGAAGAUUAGAGAUGUGGUGUCCACUGCAGCCGGUGGGACAGUUGUGACAGUGCAACACACUGUCACACAGGUGAUCAGUAGACUGCAUCAGGCAGACAACAGUGAGAACCAGUCAAUGGUGAAGAGAGCCAUCAGCAUGGCCAGUAUGGGAUUGGACUCGGCUCUGACUAUGUCAGAGGCUCCUCCAGAAGAGGAGAAAGAAGGAGAAGAACCCCACUUGGUGGAGGGUUUUGAGGCUUCUGUCCGCUCAGGAAGUUACUCGGGGCGCUUGAUGAAACUCGCUGCAAAAGUGUGUUGGAGGACCUACCAAAUGAUUGGCUCAAAAAUCCACUUUGUUCAGAUCACGGAGCGUUUAUCCAAACCCACCACUCUGGUUCAGGACCUUCAGACGAGCUGUCAGACUCUGGUGUGGAGCCUCCACGGGUUACCCCAAUACUUUCAGCAACAGGUGGUUUCUGUGUUUCUCUUCGUUAACCAGAUGUGCAACCUGAGAAUUUCAUCAUCCCGUCAAGAAUGUACUCGACGCAGAAUUCGCGUCUGUACUGCUGAGGGUUCACCUCUCUGUAAGGAACUGGGCCGCUCACCGAGCACACCAGCUUUACGACUGAGACCUACCAGGACAUCUGUGUUUGAGAACGGCUGUAUUGUGAAAGGAUGUGUUCGUCAUUAGUUUUGACUUUUUGAUUCUGUACUUUAAUGAUAUGAUCAUGUAUUAGAAGCUUCAUGAAACUUGAUUGUUUCUGUAGCCCAUGUUUUUUGUUCAAAUCAUAAACAUGCACCUGUGUCACA